Molecule: messenger RNA, 2226 nt
Organism: Leptopilina heterotoma
Lineage: Eukaryota; Metazoa; Arthropoda; Insecta; Hymenoptera; Figitidae
Product: eEF1A lysine and N-terminal methyltransferase homolog
Exons: 8
Coding region: 46-2046 (666 amino acids)
Source: RefSeq, a predicted model, not a curated record
AGUGUUAAAAACGUUAAAAAAUACGAAAAAUACAUAAGAAAAACAAUGAAUCUGUUACCAAAAUCUCAUGAAGAAUUUAAAACUUCCGAUUAUUGGAAUACAUUCUUUAAGAAAAGAGGAAAAAAAUCUUUCGAAUGGUAUGGCGAAUAUCCAGAAUUAUGUUCAUAUUUAUUUAAAUAUAUAAAACACAAAGAUGAUAUUCUUGUUGUUGGAUGUGGAAAUUCCACUCUUAGUAUGAAUCUUUAUGAUGCUGGCUACAAAAAUAUGAUAAAUAUUGAUAUAUCUGAAGUUGUUAUUAAACAAAUGAGGGAAUGGAAUAGAUCGAAAAGACCUGAUCUUCCUUAUGAGGUAAUGGACGUCUCUAAAAUGACUUAUUCGGAUGAGAAAUUUAGCGUCAUUUUAGAUAAAGGCACUUUGGAUGCAAUUAUGCCAGAUACUACGGAUGCAACAUUGGAAAUAGUCGACAAAUUUUUUCAAGAAAUUCAUCGAGUUUUACGCAAUGGAGGAAGAUUCGUGUGUAUAUCACUUUUACAAGAGCAUAUUUUAAAAAAAUUAGUUUCUUACUUUCCCACAGCAGGUUUUAUGUUUCGAGUGUCACGAUGUAUUGAAGCAGAAAUGAAAACAAAGGAAGAAGAAGGUUCUACAAUUCCCGUUUUUAUAGUUGUUGCGACAAAAUUCAACAAAUUAUCCCAACCGGUGCUAGAAAUUGCUUUAGACAAUGGACCACCAAGAAGAGUUCAGACGAUAGAAGAAAUUAUAUCUGCAGUUAAUUCAACUCAAGAAUCGGCUCUAAUUUGUAAUACACUUUAUAAAGGAAGUGUCGCGGACGUGGGAGAAGUCUCUCUCGAUUUAUAUCGACCAGGCGAAACAAUUCCAAGAUAUACACUUUAUGUCGUCGAUGAGCCUUCAAAAAGUAAAAAAACAUACGCGGCUUUUAUAGUUCCACAAGGAAGAGAAUCAGAUUGGCUGUUCAGUACAAAAGAAGGGAGACAACAUCUUUUAAAAAGCACGCAAAGAGAUAGAUUAGCUGUUGUGGUAUUGCGUAGAGAACACAAAUUCGAUAAUAUGGAAGCAGUGAAGAAGGAAAUAAAUGACAGUGUCAUCAAUUUAGCUCCAAUAGGACUUGGCGCUAAUGAAAUUCCAUUUUUGUCUCUUGGUUCUGAUGUUGGAAAGCGCCUUGUUUGUUGCGAAGGGACAAGCGAAAUGAGUGGCGCUUAUGUCGUGGAAGAAAUAGAAGAUGAAAAUUCCGUUAUAUACAGACGAUUACUUUUUUUAAAUAAUCAAUUUACUAUUCAAAGUGAAGCAAGAAUAAAAAUAACAAAGUCCAGAAGAGGAAAAAUGAAGAAAAUUGUUGAUCCCGGAUUUUUAGCUUGUGAGCAUCAUAUUAGUAUGAGCCUUGCUGUAAGUUCAUUGACAAGUAUAAAAACUGAUCCAGAAGCACUUGUCGUUGGUCUAGGUGGUGGUGGUCUUUGCACUUUUUUGACCCACUGUUUUCCAAAGUUAAAAAUAACGGCAGUUGAGAUUGACAAGGAGAUAUUGAAAAUAGCGACAGAAUAUUUUGGUUUAGUUCAAACUGAAAAUCUAAAAGUAGAAAUAGCAGAUGGAAUUAAAUUUCUUCACGAUUCUGCUGAGAAUAAAAGAAAAUUUGACGCAAUUUUAUUUGAUGUCGAUAAUAAAGAUGUAUCAUUGGGAAUGAGUUGUCCACCAAAACAAUUCAUUGAAGAUUCUGUAUUAAAUACAGUUGUAAAAACUCUCACGAAUGAUGGACUUUUUAUUUUAAAUCUCGUUGUAAGAAAUCAAGCCCUUAGACAAGGUGUCAUUGAUAAUCUUAAAAAUGUCUUUAAAUUUGUUUCGAGUUGUUCACUUGAAAGCGAUGUGAAUGAAGUAAUUAUAUCUUCCAUGAAUUCAUACGUAAUUGACGAAUGGAAUAGUAGGAUAAAAACGGCAGCUAUUAAUUUAAAUAAACAAGCGAACGAGCAAAAAUUAUCCACUGACAAUUUAAUAAACGUUUCGAAAAUUUUUGAAACUUUUUCCAUUGAAAAAUGAUUUUGUUUAUUAUAUUUUUUUGCAAACAUAAUUUAAAAUAAAGUUUAAAUUUUCUAUUGAAUGAAAUUUUUUAUAAUAAAAAUUAUAUAAAUGUAUUUUGAAAGAAGGGUAACAAUUUGUUACACAUUUUUUGUAAAAAAAUAUUUCUUCUACAAAAUAUGAGAACAAUAUUUUGUAAAA